Perkinsus marinus ATCC 50983 is the source of this 318-nucleotide messenger RNA. Its product is annotated as axonemal dynein intermediate chain, putative. The transcript is spliced from 3 exons. Lineage: Eukaryota; Perkinsozoa; Perkinsida; Perkinsidae. Gene Ontology annotation, cellular component: outer dynein arm. The record is from RefSeq and is a predicted model, not a curated record. Gene Ontology annotation, molecular function: dynein heavy chain binding; dynein light chain binding. Gene Ontology annotation, biological process: outer dynein arm assembly; cilium movement. The annotation marks the transcript as partial.
UAUCAAACGAGGAACCCAGACACGCUGGCGGGCGGGGCGUAUGAUGGUUUGGUCUUUUUCUUCGAUGUUCGACAGGGAUCGAAGCCUGUUGGGAAGUCCUCAUUCGAACAGUCACAUCAUGACCCGGUCUAUGACUUGGUUUGGCUGCAGUCGAAGACCAACAGCGAGUGCGCUACUACUUCUACCGAUGGUAGAGUCUUAUGGUGGGACACACGUAAUCUAUUGGAACCCAUCGAUGAGAUCAUUCUCACUGAUGGGAAUCGGGAGAACCCCAAACAACUGGGUGAGAUGAUGAGAGUCUACUGCGUUGGUCGUUAG